Messenger RNA from Mytilus trossulus (common blue mussel), 4473 nucleotides. Its product is annotated as sperm microtubule associated protein 2-like. Gene Ontology annotation, biological process: spermatogenesis. The record is from RefSeq and is a predicted model, not a curated record. Lineage: Eukaryota; Metazoa; Mollusca; Bivalvia; Mytilida; Mytilidae. The transcript is spliced from 5 exons. Bases 126 to 887 code for a protein of 253 amino acids.
CUUGAUCAGCUGAUUGAUUGAUUGUGGGAUAAAACGGCUUAGUGAUAAUGAAGUGAAAUUAGCCAAUGAAAAUAAUUGAAAGCGAGUCAUUGACAACGUGAGGCUUGACAACAACGCGGGAAAAGAUGUCGGAUACAGCGAAAGAAGAACGGCGAAUUGAAACCUUGGCAAAGCCUAAACGUGUACCAAGUGAAUUUCAAGAUGACAGACGGUCUGUUUAUUGGAUAGAGAGUAAUCCUCCAACACCUGGUCCUAAUGGAGUAACAGUUAUAGUGGCCACAAAAAGAGUAUCAGAGUUGGCGCAGCACCGAGUACCUCACCAGUAUAAACAUGAUAGACCAUCACCAAUAUGGCCAGUCAGACAGACAGCAUUAGAACAAGAAGCCUCAGAGAGAAUUCACCAGUUAUCCAUGCAUAAAAAUGCUCAUCCACAGCAUGCUUACGACAGAACAGCCUAUAUUGAAGUGUCACCAGGGGCCAAGAGGGCAGCAUCAACGGAACGCAUAGAAAUGCUUAGCCGACCAAAGAUGCGACAAGAUCGUUUCGGUAUGGAUGAGACAGAAUGGGGGCAGUAUUUUCCUCCGUCUGACGCAGCCAAAAAAGCAACAGCAUCUGGAAGGAUUGAAAGUUUAGCAGAAUCAAAAAGAUAUCAUGCAAUGUUUCAGAACGAGAAACCAGUUCAAUGGCCUGUUGAUGAUGGGGCCAUGAAAGCAAUUGCUAGCCUUGAAAUACAAAAAUUAGCUCGUCCACGGAGUCGUACUAUGAUUAAAGACGAUUAUGAUCCUUAUAAAGUUCCCAUGGCUGCACGUCGAGCUAGGGCAACACCCAGACUUGAUGAACUUUGUGUACCUCUGCCAAGAAAAACUAGAGCAAAGAAAGCUGCUUAAUUUUAGCUGUUUUUUUUAAUCAAAAUGUUUUUUUCUAAUCAUCUUGUAAGAAUGAAGUCAUUAGUUCAUAAUGUGCAUUUAUUUAUUUUUUAAGUGUUAGAACAAGUGUGUAGCUAAUAAAGUUAGCCAGUUAUUGGUGAAAUUUGGCAUAUAUUUCUCAUGAUGAGUUGAACUUAAUUUUCAUUUUAUUACAUGUAAAUGUUACUUUUGUUAUGUUUAUUGUGCCAGUUUCGAGAAGUUAUUAAGAAAUUGUUUUGGCUAGGAUACACGAAUUUGUGCAUUUAUUCAUUUAUAUAUAUGUUAAAAUUAGAAGGUUUACAUUCUGAUUUACUGAUUUACACAUGACAGAAAAUUCAUGAAAACCAAUGUUUGAUGACAAAUGAUAUUUCAUUUACAGUAGGAGUUAAUUUUAAUUAUCAGUUAUAGAUAAAAAAAAAAAAAAAUAAGUAUUAAUGUUGAAUUAUUUGUCAAAACUUUACAUUGCAUUGUUGAAGACAGCAUGAACUUUAUACUAUUAAAGGCAUUCAUAUUUUGCCAAAUUUUCAAUUAAUAUUUUUUAUCAUUGAAGGUGUAAAAUGCUGGAAACGUAUAAUAAUACUUCUAGGCUUUAACUUGUACCCUCUAUAUAAUCAGCAUAGAGCCUUAAAAAUGAAGGGAGAGCUUUCCACCAUAAAAGAAAGCUUAAUAAUUAUCAUAUGUCCAUCUCUUUUAAAGUAUCAGUGAACUCUCGUUGCUAUUUUAGUAUUUUGUUUGAAUGUUUGUUCUAUGAUGUAUGUUUUUGGAUCAUUUUUUCAACUUUUCUUGCUAUUUAGAGGUACUGGUUAUUAAUAAGAUAAAAACUGCGACUAUUGGUGCUUAUACAUGGAAAGAUUUUACAUUAUAAUAAAAAAGCAUUUACUAUUUAAAGUAGUUAGAGUCCUUAGUCAUCUUGCAUUUAAUGCAGUUUAAAAUAUGUUAUUAUUACUGCUAUUUUCCUAAUGCAUGUAGUUUAAAGGUUUGGUUGGCUUGCUUGCUUUGCUUGUUUAAAUAUUUGCUCAAGCAUCCAAGAAUAUUAUACAAGCUGAAGCCUAACAUAGCUGUGGAUAUUGCAACUGUAAAACUAAACUACAAUGUUUGAGCAAGCAGUUAUAAAAAACAAACCAAGCAAGUCAACUAAAUCUUUAAACUACAUGCAUUAGGAAUUAGCUGUAAGAAAAAAAACCUUUGUAUAGUAAACAGUAUGAAUACAUAUGAAUCUUCUUGAGUUAAGAAAAAAAAAUUAUAGAUAAGAAAAUGUGUAGAAACUUUUAAGCAUAAUAAGAUUUUAUUGUUAAGAUGUUUGUUUAUUUAUUAUAUUUAAGUUUUAUACUAGGGUAAACAAUAAUUAUAUUAUCUUUUUUAUGUAUUUGACUUACAGAUUUUUACAAAUUUGAUGAUUCAUAUGACAUAAUAUUCUAAAACAUAAUUUUAUUGAAUUUGUUUAAACCAUUGUCAUAUUAAAAAGAAGUGUGAAUCUUCUUGUCAAGUAUUUUUCUUUUUUUCGUUUUUCGACAAUUCACAAGAAAAUAAUGAUUGUAUAUGAAAGAAAUUUUGUUAUACAACAAUUUUAAGUUUUUAUUAUGUUUAUUAUGUAAAGUAGAAAAUCAAGAUUCUUUUUAAAAUAUAUCUUAAUUUGCAGUGAUUUGAUGUGCUAUAGGUUAACCUGAGAUUUGCUCAAAAGUUUGUACAUAAUGUUUCCUUAUUUAGAAUUUCAACUUUAAGCCAACGUAUGAAAAAUUACUGUAGUAGUAUAUACAUCCUGCAAAAUUUUAUUCUAUAUCAAAAAUUAAUAUAAUAUUAAUGCAUUGAAAUUCCUAUAAAAUUUAACCAGUUAUGAAAAGUAUUAACCAUAUAUAUAUGUAAACAAUCAAAAAGUGUUACAGCUGAUUUCCUAAUGCAUGUGGAACAAAACUUUGGUUAGCUAGCUUGCAUUGUUUGUAUAUUGUACAAUCAUUAGGAUAACACCCAAUUAAAUUCAAACAUGAUAUAUACAGGUUAAACUAUGCCUAUAAAAAUUGUUUAAAUAUGUCAAACUUAUUUACAAAACUUGUUUAAACAAUUAUAAUAACAAAGCAAGCAAGCCAAACAAAGUUUUACUUUGCAAGCAUUAGGAAAUCAGCUGUAAAAUGUGUGUGAAUUUUAGAUGUUACCAAUUAAUUUUACUGCCCUUGUUUCUCAGUUUUCAGUAUUAUUUGAUUUUUUCUUGCCUAUUUAUUUGCUAUUGUUACUUUUUAGUAGAAGGAAUAUUAGUUAGGCUGAUUGUAGUGUUUUUUUUAGCGAUGUUGAUUGGUGCUUUCGCUUUUUGCAAACUAUUCAUAUGCAACUGGACUAUUUUUUGCAUAAUUUAAAUUAGUAUUGUAAUAACUUGGCAAGUUUGUGUGUACGCUAUCAACCUCGUUUUGCAUUUAUUACUAUUUAAAUUUUAUUUAAAAAAUUCUAUAGGUAUUAUAAAAAAAAAAACUAAUAGCUUCCUGUUUCAUUUUAUUGAUGUUUUAUAUAAAAAUAAAAGUAUGUAUAGAAAAAAGUUUAUAUUUUUUUAGAGUUAAAUAUUUUCUUUCAGUAUUAAAUAUUUUGUUAAAUGUUUGUUUCUUUUGUUAUACAUUUGUAAAUGAAUUGUCUAAAAAAAAAAUUGACCUUAUGCAUUUUCCUUUUGAAAUUUAUCAACAUAAUAAAUAAAGAAGGUAAAUUUUGCUUACAGCUAAUUUCCUAAUGCAUGUAGAGCAAAACUUUGAUGAUAACACCCAAUUAAAUUCAGAUAUAAUAUAUACAGGUUAAACUAUGGCUAUAUAUAUUGUUUAAAGAUGUCAAUCUUAUUCACAAAGCUUGUAUAAACAAUUAUACAAACAAAGCAAGUAAGCCAAAACAAAGUUUUACUUUGCAAGCAUUAGAAAAUCAGCUGUAAUAGGCUUAAACUGCUUUAUUUUUCAAGAUUUAUCUGUCAGAGUAACCUCCCUUUUUCCUGUAAAGAGAUGCAUAAGGUCAAUGUUUUUCAUCAUUGUUGUUAUAUAUAUGUAUUAGGUGUGAACCUCACAGUAUUAUCAAUGCACACAGUAUUAUACAUUAUUUCUUUUUUUAUAAAUUCUAUUUCUAUUAUAGUUGUUUUGGAUAUUGAACAUUUUUAUAAGUGAUAAAUACAUUUUUGUAGUUAUUUUUACCACCAAUUACAAGUUCUGAUACAGAUUAAUAUAAUUGCAAUAGCACAGAAGCUUACAAUUUCCAUUGAAAUCACAGAUACAUUUUAAUGCCCUGUGUAAAUAUUUAGUGUCACUCAACUGGUUCAAAGAUAUUCGUACAAUUUGAGCUUGUAUGUAUUCCAAUCCAAAUUUAUGAUUUUCUUCAGCACCAGUAUAGUUUCUUGUAUGUUCCUCCAUUAAUUGUGGAGCACUACCCAUAGGGCAUAAUUGUGAUAAUUUUCAAUUUAAGUAGUCAGAAGUUUUUUUGGUGGUAAAAUUGGAACUGCUUUUAAUGACAUAGAUAUAUGUGAUAUUUGUUUUUACAUUUACAUGGAGAGAGAUUUAUCUUUGAGUAUGUUUGUAUAUGCAAAACUCAGAAUAAAAUGUAACGUUGA